UUCGCGUACAAGUUCUUAGCUCCUCUCAGACAGAGGUUUUUAUUUACAAGAAACAUGGCGCGUAGUGCAGAGACCGCUAGCUUCAGUUUCAACCAUACGAUGCUACGAGUCAAAGACCCGGAAGUUUCGCUCAAGUUCUAUCAGGAGGUCAUGGGUAUGGACUUGAUAGACAAGUUCGCAUUCCCAAGCUUUACACUAUACUUCCUCGCCUUUGAUCACUCAAAUGGCGGUGAUUCGGCUGAGGUUAAGAAGGCGGGUCGGACGGCUCGUGAAGGAAUCCUCGAACUAACACACAACCACGGCACAGAAAACCAACCCGACUUCAAAUACGCAAACGGGAACUCUGAUCCUGGCAAGGGAUUCGGACACAUCGCAGUUUCAGUUGACGAUAUCGAAGCUGCUUGUGCUCGAUUUGAGAGACUCGGCGUACCGUUCCAGAAGAGACUUACGGAUGGGACGAUGAAGCAUAUUGCGUUUAUUAAGGAUCCUGAUGAGUAUUGGAUCGAGAUCAUCUCUUCGCACCGAAAGCCGGAUGAAGCAUAAUUGAUAAUUCAGCAUAUAUGGAGAAAAAAAGUGUCAAUGUCAAUUGUAAUUUUUCUCGACGUCAACAAAUGCAAAUAAUAUA
Fomitiporia mediterranea MF3/22 is the source of this 625-nucleotide messenger RNA. Its product is annotated as glyoxalase I. Gene Ontology annotation, molecular function: metal ion binding; lactoylglutathione lyase activity. The record is from RefSeq and is a predicted model, not a curated record. The transcript has 6 exons. The coding region runs from base 55 to 543 and encodes 162 amino acids. Lineage: Eukaryota; Fungi; Basidiomycota; Agaricomycetes; Hymenochaetales; Hymenochaetaceae.